ACACCUAGAGUAGUCAUAGAAUCUAAAGAGCUAGGCAUUGAGUUGUUAUUGAUAAUAAAAUACACAUAAAUUCCUUGAAGUUUAUUUUUAAAUGUCUAUUUUGUAUAAUCGAAUGUUUCAAAUGUCAGGAAAAGUGCUAUUUAUUGAAUACUGUGCUAUUUUGUGUAUUUUUAUAGGAGCCUCGACGAAGCUGGUGACAGGAGGCAUCAUGAAUGGUGAUUACUUUCCUCAAAAUCAUGCCUUUGAUUCAGAACAACAGUUUGGAGGAGCUUACCACAGAAGUGUCGAAGCAACCACAGAGUGUGUUCCUUCAUCAAAAACCAAUUCUAAUAUUUCUCUAAGUGGACCUAUGAAUAACCAAAAUGCCGCUAAUCCAUCAAAGAACAAUGAAAAUAAUUUGGCCACUGGCGCUGCUGGUGCUGCUGGUGCUGCUGGUGCUACUGGUGCUACUGGUGCUGCUGGUGCUGCUGGCGCUGCUGGGCCAGCAACCACAGUUCAAGCAGAAAGCGCACCAAGUGCUUCAGUAUCCAAACUUUAUGCUCUUGUGCAGCACAUUUAUGCUGCACAAGCAAGAGUCCAACUUGAAGUAAAUGAAAUUAAGAAAGCUCAAGCGGUAGCAAAUUCUGCCCAGAAGACCCUAGAAGAAGCCUCAAAUAAUGUUCGUGUUAUAACAUCUGCAUUACAGGCUGCCCAACAAGAAGUUGCAACUGCUGCAGUUCGAGCACAAACUGCUCAAAUGCAAUUAGCUGCACAUGAUCAAUUACUUUUUGCUGCACGUCAAAAAGUUGAUGCACUAUCUUCACAAAUGGUUGGGUUGCAGGUAGAAGAUGGAGUUGCUUCCCCGAAAAAUUUAGUAAAUGUUCAAGGACUGAUGUCACAAUUAAAACAGCCUCUGCCCCAAAAUCAAACACCUACUCCGAUACCAGCAGUUGAUAAACCUCCUAAUGGUGGUGAAGGGGAUAUUGGUGGUGGUAAGGGACUUUUGGAUUAUGAUUACUUUGCUUAUGAUUCAUUUAAUUAAUGAUAACAAAAAUAUGUGCGUAUGAAUGGUUGUGGUGUAGAUUCUUGUUUGUAUUUACAUAAAUGUAUUUAUUUUCGUUUUGUUUUCAAUACUUAAUUAAACAAAUAAAAUAUAUUUAAUAAAUUAA
Messenger RNA from Eupeodes corollae, 1148 nucleotides. RefSeq lists its product as uncharacterized. The transcript has 3 exons. The record is from RefSeq and is a predicted model, not a curated record. NCBI's taxonomy places the organism in Eukaryota, Metazoa, Arthropoda, Insecta, Diptera, Syrphidae. Bases 92 to 1021 code for a protein of 309 amino acids.